UGAUCCCUUUCCCACUGAGCCAGCCCCGAGCUGUUUCAUUGACAAACAUUCCGGUUGCUGCAUUUCUGUCACGGACAGCGUCGAGGAGCGGAGCAUCGCCGGGGGAGCGGUGCAGAGCAGCAGCAGCAGAAGCAGCAGCAGCAGCAGCAGCAGCACAAGAGGAAGCAGCAGCUGCAGUCAUCAUCAACAACAACCCCCGGUGUCGUUCGCACCAGUUUAUAAGCUGUUGAUUCGCCACUUGGACCCGGACUGGAUCCUCGCGCACCCCCCCCUCACCUCCCUCCGCGCUCUCUCGGGACAGCCAGAAGAAUCACCUGAGGGGGGGAUCAGACAGCUUUUGCCACUCGGACCCCUUGGGGGACGCGAGGCGGCGUCGUUAACGCUCACUCACUGGCACAUUACUGGAUUUGUUUAACGACUUCCACAUGAAGCGCCCGGACGCACCGAUGGAGGAUUCUGGACGCUUUUGUAAAGCACGGAUAUCUGCGAGACUGCAGCGGCCGGUGUGUGAUGCGAACUGAGCCGUGGGUGGUGUAGACCCCCUCCCCGCACCCCACACACCCCCACCGCCUUAUCCACGUACACCCCCCCAUCCCUCCCAACCGGGACGCACAGUCUUGUUUCACUCCACCGGGGGAACAUGUCCCGGGCAGCGGCUAUCGCCAGCUCCCUGAUCCGCCAGAAGCGGCAGGCGAGGGAGCGGGAGAAGGCAAAUGCUUGCCGCGGCAGCGGCAGCCCGAGCAACAGCAAAGGCACAAACGAGAAGCCGAGCAAGCUGAACGUGUUCUCGCGUGUCAAAUUGUUUGGAUCGAGGAAGAAACGGAAGAGAAGGCGACCACCAGAGCCCCAGUUAAAGGGCAUUGUGACCAGGCUUUCCAGUCGCCAGGGCUUCCAGCUGCAGAUGCAGCCUGAUGGCACCAUUGAUGGAACCAAGGAUGAAGACAGCACCUAUGCUGUGUUCAACCUGAUCCCGGUGGGGCUCCGCGUGGUGGCCAUCCAGGGCGUUCAGACCAAACUCUAUCUGGCAAUGAACAACGAAGGAUUUCUCUACACCUCUGAACAUUUUACCCCGGAGUGUAAGUUCAAGGAGUCCGUGUUUGAGAACUACUACGUCACCUACUCCUCCAUGCUGUACCGGCAGCAGGCCUCAGGUCGGGCUUGGUACCUCGGGCUCAACAAGGAGGGUGGAAUUAUGAAGGGGAACCACGUCAAGAAGAACAAGGCCGCAGCACACUUCAUACCGAAACCGCUCAAAGUGGCCAUGUAUAGGGAGCCCUCCCUCCACGACCUGACAGAACUCUCACGGUCAGGCAGCGGCACACCGACCAAGAGUCGCAGCGCUUCGGCCCUGCUUAACGGCGGAGGGAAGUCGCCCAGCAACAAUGACUUAUCCUAGCCCCACACCCCUCACACCUCACACUCACAAACAUACACACACACACACAAGUACACACUCACAAACAUACACACACACACACACACACUCACAGAUCUCAGGCCGACAUGCCCACACAUCAGGCUGGUGAGGGGUGGUAGGAGGAGGAGGUGAGGAGAAAACGAAGGAGGACAGGAAUGUGUUCUUCCACUUAACGGAGCCCACUGUGACUGACUGUGAUGUAAAUAAAUCAAGGACAAUCAACCCGUCUGGCUCUGCUGCUCUGGUCUGCAGAGGGACAGGACCUGUGAAUCUCUCCCCUUGACUACUCUUCCUGCUGUAACAUAACCAGAGAGAACAAGGGAGGGAGAAGGAGUAAAGAAACGAGGGACAGAGAGAGUCAGUCAGUCACAUAGUCAGAUAAACAGACUGUUACAGAGAACCAAAGAGUCCAAGUAUUAACUAACUAAGUUAUUGCAGUGAAAAGGAACGUGACGAGAAAGUUAGAGGGUGACAAAGGAAGGAAGGAAGUCUUUAUCUACUCUACCGUAUGCUAUGUUUACACAGAGCUCAUGGGGUUAAGUCAUAUUUUUAAAAAUGACGAACGUAUUCCUUGUACACUUAUGAGGAUCGAUCAUUUGUUUGCAUGCAGGUGCGUCUGUGUGUGUGCGCGCGUGAGUGUGAGUGGUCACGCUGUGCUUGCAGUAGGAGUGUUGUGUGCGUGUGUGGGCAAGCGAGAGUGUGCGCACGCAUGUGUCUGGGGGGGGAUUUUACCUUUUUAAGAUCUGUUGUAUAUCAGACAAACCUCCUGAGGGCUUUAGCAGGUUAAAAUAAGGUUUACUGUAUAUGCUUCCAUGCUUACUUCUUACAAGCAAUGCUGUUGUUUAUCUUUCCGUUUGUUGUUGUUGUCCCUUGCUGUUUGUUUGUUUGUUUGUUGUUGCAUGGAAGCUUGUGGACCUCUGCUCAGUAGCAGCAUGCCGAAGGUCCGUUUUUUUUCUGGUCUUACGUGUUCCUGACCUAAAGAGAACACUAGUGAGCCAAUAGUGUCGUACCAGAACACUAGUGAACCAAUGGGAGGGUGUUGGAACACUACUGGACCAAUCAUAUUGCACCAGAACAUGAAUGGACCAAUGGUGUUGGACCAGAACCACAACCACCUGGACCAAUGGGAGCACAGAUUAACUUACUAUUUUGGUUCCUGCUGUGGACAAACUAGAAAUGCACUAAAUAAACUCUUUCUAAAGAAGUUA
Epinephelus moara (kelp grouper) is the source of this 2625-nucleotide messenger RNA. It is a transcript of the gene fgf13b, whose product is annotated as fibroblast growth factor 13b. Bases 641 to 1396 code for a protein of 251 amino acids. The transcript has 5 exons. Gene Ontology annotation, molecular function: growth factor activity; fibroblast growth factor receptor binding. The record is from RefSeq and is a predicted model, not a curated record. Gene Ontology annotation, cellular component: cytoplasm. Gene Ontology annotation, biological process: positive regulation of protein phosphorylation; positive regulation of gene expression; fibroblast growth factor receptor signaling pathway. Lineage: Eukaryota; Metazoa; Chordata; Actinopteri; Perciformes; Serranidae.